AUGUCUUCCUCAUCCAAUAAUGCGGACUAUGAAACCCUGGCAAAUAUUCAUAUGGAAAACACAUGCUACGAUGACUGGAUUCACGGAAAUAACUUGUGUGUGAAAGCUGCCAAGAAUGUUUGUGUCGUGACUUUCAAUGGAAAGCAGUGUCAAUCUUGCACCUACAAAGCACCAGGCCAAUGUUCAAGAACAACAAUAUUUGAUGGCUACGCAAUUGACUGCUCCAAUGUGGAUAGUCGCUAUGGAGUUGGGUCUCGAUUGUGUGGAACGGAUGUCAUCCUUCCAGGCUCGUCCGUUAACAACCUCCAAAGUUCCCCCUUCUAUAAUACACACGGCGGAUCAAGUUCGUAUCACAGCGGCGGCUCUUACCAUCAUUCUGGUGGAAAUACACGUUAUCACUCCGGGUCGUCUUCAAAUUCUAAUGCUGAUCCAUUGGGUGCGAUGUUUUGGACCGUGUUCAUCUUCUAUUCACUGUUACGCUGCUGUCGCAUUAUUAUGCACACCAGCUCUCAGAGGCAAGGAGAAGGGCAAAGACAAACGGCUUACCAACGUGUAAACCGACAGGAUCCAAUGGCGGUUGGGGUGGAACUCAUCAUGGUUCCGUCGCACGACGGUGGUGUUCCUGUCGCCCAGGCGAAGGAGGCCAUACCCGAUGCUCACUUUGACUUUGAGUUUUUGCACGCCCUUCCAGACGAUGCCGUCGUUUUGAAAUUGAAGGAGGCCAUGGCAAAUAAGGAGUGGGAAGUGAUCCGGGACGUGCUGUCUAGUCUGAAAGAAAAUGGGCAGAGUAAACAAAACGAAGAACGGUCCUACUAUUUUGGAGUUAUUGCCGAGGAAGUACGAAAGACUUGGCCAGCGGAGAGGACACAAGAAAAGGAGUCAUGUUGUCCAUUCCUAGAUGAUUGGAUUGAGGCGGAGUCCAGUAGCACUGACUGUCGUAUCCUCCGGGCUCAAGUCCAAACCGCUUGGGCUUGGCAUGCCAGAUCUUCGGCAACGGCAGACAUGGUCCAGCAACAACAAUGGAGCCUUUUCUUCGAUCGUUUGAAAGCGUCAUCCGCAGAGCUCAAAGAGGCUAGCAGACUCUCACCAGAAGACCCUCUCGUGUAUUCGAAUGCAGUGCCGAUUGCAAAGGGCUUGAAGAAUAAGGACCCAAGUAUUUUGGACGUGGAAACCUGUCUGAAUCGACUUCAGAACACAGCACACGAGCCAUUGCUGUUUCGAUUUCACGCUGCCGCUCUAGAGUACUAUUGUGCCAAGUGGCAUGGAUCCCACCAGCAAAUGUUUGCGUAUGCGAGAUCCAUUACCAGCGGUUUGCCAGCCGGUCAUCCGCUUUGGGCAUUGAUUCCCAUGGCACACUACGAGCGAAAUUUGAUCGAGCAAAGACGAAACUAUUGGAGGCAGACUGGAGUAAUUGCCGAGAUUCGACAAGCCUACCAGCAUGCCUUUCCAGGGGCAUCCGAAACAUCAUCCCAAGCGAGUACAAGCACCGAAAAAUACCUUGAAUGGACCAGUCGAAAUUACUUUGCCUUUGCUUUGACCAUGACUGGACUAGUGGAGGAAGCUCGACGGCAAAUUCGGGUGAUUGGGAGACGGCCGACCGAGCGACCUUGGUGGGAUAUGCGACGGUACAAAGCCUAUGUGAAUGCUCUUGGAUUUGAUGUCCAACCGGCACUUCCCGUGGCCGAAGAUGCUCCGGCAGUAGUGGCACAGAUAGUGUAG
Messenger RNA from Cylindrotheca closterium, 1719 nucleotides. The record is from the annotation of a GenBank genome assembly. NCBI's taxonomy places the organism in Eukaryota, Bacillariophyta, Bacillariophyceae, Bacillariales, Bacillariaceae.